Pyricularia oryzae 70-15 is the source of this 2154-nucleotide messenger RNA. Its product is annotated as vacuolar iron transporter Ccc1. Gene Ontology annotation, biological process: intracellular manganese ion homeostasis. The record is from RefSeq and is a predicted model, not a curated record. Gene Ontology annotation, cellular component: fungal-type vacuole membrane. Lineage: Eukaryota; Fungi; Ascomycota; Sordariomycetes; Magnaporthales; Pyriculariaceae. Bases 815 to 1828 code for a protein of 337 amino acids. Gene Ontology annotation, molecular function: iron ion transmembrane transporter activity; manganese ion transmembrane transporter activity. The transcript is spliced from 2 exons.
CGUAGAUUUCUUUUUUUUGCGCCUGUACACAGACAGGGGGGACAAUUUAGAGAGAAGCAGAAUGUUACGUACUACUGGCACGCACCCUGAUGCACCUAGCAGCUAAACGAAGAUGAAAAUACAAAAACGUCCGGGAUCCUUGGGAGCUUCUUUGUCCUGAUUGACCAAUGACAGCCCUUCCAAUUGCUGCUUAUUCGACUAAUGCGGUCGUGUCAUUUGUUGAAGCCAAAACCACUUCUUUGUUCGGUAUAAGAGAGCUCGUCUAGCACUCGGGUAUAGCCAGGUAACCCAUGGCUUGGGGGUCUAUUCGCCAUUUUAUUUCACGUCAAGUAAGGCACCGGUGGAUUCGAUCCGCAAGAAGUGUUCCUGCAUUCGACUGGGAACGAGAGAACACUCUCCAGAAAAAAAAGAAGACAUAUUUCAGGGUGCUCUGACCUCUUUUCCCCGUGUGUCUCUUCUCUUCGUUCUUCCCAAGUUGUGCCCGAGCGUUGGAACCCAUCACCGGAAUACCCAAAGUAUAGGCAACGGAUCAGUGUGUUGAGAGGAAUAUUGCAUCCAGAUUUUGAUUUUUGCGAUAUUCUGUAUCGGAUUAUUUAAAAGGCAUUCGAGGUCGGCAGAGCUUCAUUCCCACAAGACCUACCUGCCUGUCCCUGUCCCUGGCGUGGACUUGGGCUUCUUUCAGCAUCGGCGCCUAGAUACCCUUUUUCACACUCGUCUUCCAGGCAGCAGCUAAAACAGUCUGCCAAACCUGAAAGACUGUUAAAAAAAAACACCUACACAUACCCUCCCUUGUUCACACAAAAGAGCCGUCAUCAUGUCUCUGGUGGCCGCCAAAAAGAGCCUCGUGGCCCUGCUCUGCCGCAGCGAGGGCCCCAACAACAACGACAACAACACCAACAGCUCCAGCCCCUCGACUCUGUCGCCGUUCAGCUCAGCAGCGACGGCCGGUGAGCAGGAGCCCCUCCUGGGCGGCGGCAGGAGAAGACCGGCCGAGGACGACGACCUCGAAUCGCAGACCAGUAGCCACACGCUCGGCAGCACAGACAGCCAGGCAUCUACUGCAUCGUCGUCGUCGCGCCGUAUCAGCGCCCGCAUAAUAUCCGACGCCACCAUCGGCUUGUCGGAUGGUCUCACUGUCCCUUUUGCCCUGACGGCUGGCCUCUCGGCCCUCGACGACACCCGCAUCGUCAUCUACGGUGGCCUGGCUGAACUCAUCGCCGGCGCCAUCUCUAUGGGUUUGGGCGGCUACUUGGGUGCCAAGAGCGAAAUCGCAUCAUACCAAGAAACACUAUCCCAGACCACCCACAUGAUCAACACCGACCCGGAGGCGACCCUCGAAGCCGUGCGCGCCGUCUUUGCGCCCUACGACGUGCCCAAGCCGACCGUCGACGCGCUGGCCGCCCACAUCUCCACCGCGCCCGACUCCAAGCUCCUGCCCGACUUCUUGAUGCACUUUCACCACCGCGAGCCCGAGCCCGAGUCGUCGCGCGCCCUCGUGUCGGGCCUGACCAUCGCGCUGGGCUACUUCCUGGGCGGCCUGCUGCCGCUGCUGCCGUACGUCAUCGUGUCGGGCCCCGAGGAUCUGCACCGCGCCUGGUCCAUCAGCGUGGCCGUCAUGGCCGUCGCGCUGUUUUCGUUUGGCUACGCCAAGACGUGCUUCGUGACCGGUUGGGCCGGCCAGAGGUGCGUGCGCAAGGGGCUGGUCGGUGCCGUGCAGAUGGUCGUCGUCGGUGGCGCGGCCGCGGCGGCUGCCAUGAUGCUCGUCAAGUUGUUCAAUCCCAUGGCCGAGGCCGGUGGUGGUGGGCCUCUGACGGGGGCUGCUGCUUGAUGCUGUUCAUUGCUGUGCUGGUUCUUCUCUCUUUUGUUUUCCUUUCCAUAUGUGUUGGUGCGACCUAUCGUCCCUAUUUCUAUUUCUUCAUUGUUUCUUUUGUUUCUCUUUUAUUAGCAUUACGACCGACUAGAUUAUGUUGGCAGUCAGGUCUUGGCGUUCAGGGGAUAAGUUAAGGCCGUUGGAUGAACUGGGGGGAAACCAAAAUUCAUGAUCCGGGCUUCUCUUUUUUUUCGACUAUUGAAAUCAGUCACGAUUCAUUUCAAUACUCUCUCUGUAUUAAUACCAAUUAAUACUGUUUCUAUCGAGACUUCAUAUACUAUGCG